UAUAAUCGUCUGUUGUCAGAUAACGACACGCAUAAAAUUGCCAGUACGUGUGUCACACCACACGUUCGUUUUUUGUGUGUUAGUACGUUUAGCUUAGCUGCAGUAUAAUAUAACUUAAUUACAACAUCAUAAUUUCAGAUCACUUUAUCACCGUAAUAUUAUUUACCUAUAUAGAAAACUCUAGGUGUCUAGGAGCAGAACCUCGAUAAUUUAAAACCGUAAGACAUUAUAUUUGUCAACUUACACGACUAUGGCAACAAAAUGGGGAAUACUAAGUGCUUCCAAAAUCUCUCACGAUUUUGUUCUAGCUUUAGAAACAUUAUCAGUUGAAGAUCAUAAAGUUGUGGCUGUGGCUGCAAAAGACAAAUCUAGGGCUAAAGCUUUUGCGGAUGAUUUUAGAAUCCCUACUUAUUACGGUUCUUACGAAGAACUUGGCACUGAUUCCAAUGUCGACGUUGUUUAUAUCGGUGCUCUUAACCAUCAACAUUAUUCAUUGACGAAACUAAUGCUCGAAAGUGGUAAACCCGUGUUAUGUGAAAAACCGUUUUGUAUUAAUGCCAAACAACUGGAUGAAUUAAUAAAAUUAUCAAAAACCAAACAGUUAUUUCUAAUGGAAGCUAUGUGGAGUCGUUUUACGCCAGCCUAUCAAAAAGUAGUUGAAGAAGUACAAAACGGAACUAUCGGUACAGUCUUACACGUGCAGGCUAAUUUUGGCAGACAAAUGUCAAACAUCGAAAGAAUUUGGAAAAAAGAAGUGGGAGGAGGUUCAAUACUUGAUAUUGGUGUUUAUACGCUACAUUUAAUUGAUACAAUACUUGGGCCUGGCAAACCCAUAUCCAUAGAAAGUAAAGGGACAUUAAAUAGUCAUGGCACGGAUGAAAAUAUGUCUGCUAUCUUCGAGUAUCCCGAAGGAAAAAUAGCCGUCAUCUCGACACACACUAAAGUGGAAAUGGAUUGUUCAGCUUACAUACACGGAACUAAGGGCACAAUCAAGAUUCAUGAACCAUUUCACGCUUCAAAAGAAGUAACAAUUAAUACGACUAAGUUCACAUUUGUACAACCAGAUACAAGAAAACCUACAUUAUUUCCUAGUAGUGUUCAGUUGCGUUACGAAAUAGAUCAUGUCAGGCAUUGUUUAAAGAAAGGUUUGAUUGAAUCACCAGUUGUUACCCUAAAUAAUAGUUAUACCGUACAAGAAAUAAUGGAUCGACUAAGAAAUCAAAUUGGUGUACACUAUGAAGAUUAUGAUACUUAAUCGUGAAUUGUUAAAAUAGAUAUAAAUUAUUAUAAAAUAUAUACUAUUUUAAUUUAUAAAA
Molecule: messenger RNA, 1316 nt
Organism: Rhopalosiphum padi (bird cherry-oat aphid)
Lineage: Eukaryota; Metazoa; Arthropoda; Insecta; Hemiptera; Aphididae
Product: trans-1,2-dihydrobenzene-1,2-diol dehydrogenase-like
Exons: 7
Coding region: 251-1255 (334 amino acids)
Molecular function (GO): nucleotide binding
Source: RefSeq, a predicted model, not a curated record